AUUUCCGUCCAUCCAUCCAAAACCACUAUCAGCCAUGUUCAGAGCCACCCGAGUCGCCUGCUCCGCCCUCCGCCCCUUGAAGACCUCUACGAAUAUCCAUGGUCUCCCCGUCCACCAAAACCCCCUGCCCGCCCUCACCACCAUCUACACCACCACCCUCGCUUCCCUGACACACCUCCCCUCCACAUCAGUCUACCGCCAAGCUACGGAAGCGAUCACCAAGCACCGAAUGUCGAUCGUCGAGCAGGCGCAAGGGAAUGUGGAGGAGGCCGAGGAGAAGCUGGGCGGUAGGGUGGUGGAAUGGGUUAUUGAGGAGGCUGAAAGAGAGGCGGCUCUGGCAGCAAAGGUGGUUGAGUGGAAAGUUUGGGAACCUCUUGUCGAAGAACCUGCUCCUCAACAAUGGCGAUACUUUGAGCCCCUGAGCGACGACGCUUGAUUCUUUUCUCUUUUCACGACUUUAGCAUUGUAUGGGGAGACUCCGUUGGAGCUGCAUCGAGAUGCAUGAUACCAAGACGAUCAA
Cryptococcus amylolentus CBS 6039 is the source of this 520-nucleotide messenger RNA. RefSeq lists its product as hypothetical. Lineage: Eukaryota; Fungi; Basidiomycota; Tremellomycetes; Tremellales; Cryptococcaceae. Gene Ontology annotation, biological process: respiratory electron transport chain. The transcript has 3 exons. The record is from RefSeq and is a predicted model, not a curated record. The coding region runs from base 35 to 436 and encodes 133 amino acids.